This is a messenger RNA of Plectropomus leopardus (leopard coralgrouper), 644 nucleotides long. RefSeq names its product troponin I, fast skeletal muscle-like. The record is from RefSeq and is a predicted model, not a curated record. Gene Ontology annotation, cellular component: troponin complex. Gene Ontology annotation, biological process: cardiac muscle contraction; skeletal muscle contraction. Lineage: Eukaryota; Metazoa; Chordata; Actinopteri; Perciformes; Serranidae.
ACCGGAAAGCUGUGGUAUUUCCAGUCUUCUGUCAGGAAUCAGCUGCAGUCAGGAUGGCGGAGAAAAAGAUGUCUUCGAGCCGGAGGAAUCAGCUCAAGAGUUUGCUGCUGCAGAUCGGUGAAGCGAUGCUGGAGGAGGAGGCACAGGAGGCCGAGAGGCAGAAGAUGAAGCACAUGGAGGAGCACUGCCCCGCUCUCUCCCUCCCGGGCUGCAUGCAGGAGCUCCAGGAGCUGUGCCGGAAACUUCACAAGCAGAUUGAUUUGGUGGACGAGGAGCGAUACGACAUGGAGACCAAAGUGAAAAAGGCCAACAAGGAGGUCGAUGACCUGAAGCUGAUGGUUCAGGAUCUGAAGGGGAAGUUUAAGAAGCCGGCGCUGAAGAAGGUGCGGAUGUCGGCCGACGCCAUGUUGGCCGCUCUGCUGGGCUCCAAACAUAAAGUGUCCAUGGACCUGAGAGCCAACCUGAAGCAGGUCAAGAAGGAGGUGAAGGAGGAGGAGAAACAAACAGGCGACUGGAGGAAGAACAUCGAAGACAAGGCCGGGAUGGACGGCAGGAAGAAGAUGUUUGAGACAGAGGCUUAAAAUCCAGCAGUUUUUUCCUCUGUUGUCCAGCAGUAUUAUUCAUUUCUGUGUAUUAUGUGAGUU